Molecule: messenger RNA, 729 nt
Organism: Acanthosepion pharaonis
Lineage: Eukaryota; Metazoa; Mollusca; Cephalopoda; Sepiida; Sepiidae
Source: the annotation of a GenBank genome assembly
AUGACUCUGUUUCGUCCGCUUCUGUUGCGUUCUUGGCCAAAUACGCUCUAUUCUCCAAGCCCAACAGCUGUGAACACAAUCCUUUACGGUUUCUUUCCUCCCAAUCCUUUGAAUUGCGUUAUAAUUCUCUUGGAGUUUCGCUUGACAACAUUCUCACAGUCGGAAGAUAAAUAUUAUAAUAAGCGGGAACUCCUCUCUUCGUUGUGUCAACUUGAAAAUGGGACCAACAGCUCGACGCACUCACUGGUCUGGGGCGGGGAAGAGAAGCUCGGGAAUGAAUACAGAGUAAGAAAGAUUUUUGACGAUUACGGACACGGGCAACUCAACCCCGCCAACUCAACCCCUCCAACUCAACCCCGCCAACUCAAUCCCAAAAACUCAACCCCUCCAACUCAACCCCGCCAACUCAACCCCUCCAACUCAACCCCGCCAACUCAAUCCCGCCAUCUCAACCCCUCCAACUCAACCCCUCCAACUCAACCCCGCCAACUCAAUCCCGCCAACUCAACCCUCCAACUCAACCCCUCCAACUCAACCCCUCCAACUCAACCCCACCAACUCAAUCCCGCCAUCUCAACCCCUCCAACUCAACCCCUCCAACUCAACCCCGCCAACUCAAUCCCGCCAUCUCAACCCCUCCAACUCAACCCUGCCAACUCAACCCCUCCAAUUCAACCCCGCCAACUCAACCCCACCAACUCCACAAUGCUUUACGAUUUACUUUAUUAA